Molecule: messenger RNA, 201 nt
Organism: Magnusiomyces paraingens
Lineage: Eukaryota; Fungi; Ascomycota; Dipodascomycetes; Dipodascales; Dipodascaceae
Exons: 1
Coding region: 1-201 (66 amino acids)
Source: RefSeq, a predicted model, not a curated record
AUGAAGUCCUCUGUCAUCUUAGCCUCUCUUACUGCCGCUACUGUUGCUCUUGCUGCUAACAAUACUACUACUAGCUCAACACCUUCAUCCUCUGCUACUGCUAGUGCUUCGACUGCAUCUUCUGGUGCUUCCAAUGAGCAUACUGUUAACACAGCUCUUGCCGGACUUGUUAUUUUUGGGUCCAUUGCCAUGAUCCUUUAA